GCGGCGGGCCGCGAUGGCGGGCGCGGGCGGGAGGAGCUGGCGGGAUCUGCUCGCAGGGAGAGCCAGGAAGAGGAAAAGCUCCCUUGGGAGCGAAGCAGAGCUGCAGGAAGCGGCUCUGCGGCUGCUGGAUCGCCACCAGAACCUGGGUGACCUUCUCCUGGAGGUGGGAGAUUCAGCCAAGCCAGAUGUGCAGGAUGGGGCAGAGCACCAGGGAGUGUCACCAGGGUCAUUUAUAGUCUCUGUUCUGCAGGAACAGGCCUCAAAACUGGGUGUGCCCACAGCAACCUUGGCAGCCAAAAAUGCCAUUGCCAACGUGGAGAGGAUCUGCCAGGAUUCUGCCAGCCCCUCAAGAGUCCCACUGCUCAACUCUGACCAGAGAAAGAGGUUGUCCUGCUUGCUUCAGACUGUGAAGGAUUUGCUGGCAAACAACGUGUUCUGUCGCUCCCUCUUCUGCCAGGAAAUGUGGAAAAUGAAGGAGCCCCCGGUGCUGGAAGCCGUGUGGCACCUGCACAGUGCUGACAUCGCUGGCCUGGCAGAGCUGCUGGAGAGGAGCCCAGCAGGCCCAGCAGCAGUGGAGUGGCUCUGCAGCAGCCUCUGUGGCCUCUGUGAGCAGGCUGGGGACAUCCCCUGUGGGGACAUGGAGCUGGCACAACGAAUUCUCUCAGACUUUGCCAUCGUGUUUCUUCAGAAUGGCUUUGAGCAGGCUUCGGAGCUGGGAAGGAAAGUGGAAUUCCAGAAGGUUUCCUAUAUCUGCCGUGCUGUCUUACAGAGAAUGCUGGCAUGGGUGCUUGAUGCUGUUGGUAAAGAGAAGCAGGAAGAUGUUUCCAUGGUGCAGGCUGCGAGGUUCUGGCUGAAUGUGUUCAACGUGUCACUUUAUGGAAGUGUGGCUCACCCGGAUUCCUUGAGGCAGUUUUUCAGACACACCCUGACUGAGGUUCUCACCUACAACCCCGUGCUGAAAGUGUCUGAUGCCAUCCAGAUGCAGAAGGAGUGGAGCUUUACCAGGACUUCUCCCCUGCUCACAGCUCUGUACCGCAAGCUGUUGGUGGCAUUCAGUGUGAAGGAAUCCAUCUGCCAGCUGCAGCAAGUCCUGGAGACCCACGAGGUGAACUGGCAGCACGUCCUGUCCUGUGUGUCCACGCUGGUGGUGUGCCAGGCUGAGGCUGAGCAGCUCUUCAAGGAUCUACUGAGCCAUCUCCUGCUAAAGGCCUUUGGGAAUUAUGACAUGGAAAACAUGAUCACUGCGUUCCUGAUCGCUCGUCAGGCUGCUCUGGAGGGCCCUGCUGUCUUCAUGCCUUACUCAGAGUGGUUUAAGGCUUCCUUUGGGAAUGCUGGUGGCCACCAUGGGAGCAGUAAGAAAACUCUGGUCUUCCUCUUUGAGUUCCUGUCGGAGCUGGUGCCCUUUGAAGCUGCGCCGUACCUGAAGGUGCACAUCAUGUACCCACCUUUUGUGCCCACAAAGCACCGCUCCCUGCUCUUGGAGUACAUCACCCUGGCUAAAACCCGACUGGCCGACCUCAAGGUGGCCAUAGAAGACAUGGGGCUCUAUGAAGACCUCUCUGCUGCCGAUGAGGCUGUGCAGCCCCAGGCCCAGGCACUCCGUGAUGUUGAAAAGGCCCUUCAGAUAUUUGAAAACACAAAGAAGAUCCCAACUUCUGUGAUAGAAGCCAGCAUUUUCAGACGACCAUAUUACACUUCCUGGUUCCUUCCAGCUUUGCUCAGGCCCCGUGUGGUCAGUACUUGGCUUUUUUCUCUGCCCCUCCCAUCAGCUGUGUGUUUGUGCACAGAUAAUUUGCCCCUGACCUGGCCUUUUCCUCUCUUGCAGCUCCCUAAAACCCCAGAUGGACACAUGGCUUUUAUAGACUCCUUAAAGAGAGCUGAUAAAAUACCUUCAAACUUGUACUCCACAUACCUGCAAGCCUGUCAGGCUAUGAAAGAGAAGGUGUUACAAGAUGACUCCAAAGCAGAGCCCAGCCAUUCCAAAGAGCCUUUUGAGCAGCUGAAGGCUGAGCUAGCUGAGCUCAGGACUCUGGUUGUGGACCAGGCUCAGUGGGAAGAUGUGGCAGCUCAGCUUGCCGCGGUUUCCGACAGACUCCGCGGUGUCCUGGGUGACAGCAGCGAGGACAAUGAAGCUGCUCCUUUCAAUUCCCCGGUCCAAGUGGCUGUCCCAGGCCCCAGGCUGGCACCCUGCCACCAGAGCGUUGUUGAUCUUCUGCUGACAUCAUUCUGCCAAACCCUACUAGCUGCUUCCUCUUUUAACCCUCCUGACAGGCAGGGCCCGUGCCUCUCCCUGCUGGUGAAGAUGAUGUGUGGACACAGGAAUCUCCUGCCUGCUCUCCUGGGCAGGCUCUGCCAGCUUAUUUAUCACCAGGGUCCUUCCCUCCAUGCUACUCAUAUUUUAGGACUGGCAGCUUUUGUGAUCCACUUAAGUGAAUGCAGAGCUUUAAUUCCUGGAGUGGAAGCCGAUUUUGGGGUUUCUCAGGCUGUUCCUGGAAAGGCCCUUUCUGUUUCAGAGUACUGGAGCUCCUUGCUUGUGUGCAGGACGGAAGAGUCCUUUGCCUUCUGCUUGAGGUUUUGCACUGCAGCAGCAGCUUAUCUGAUGUGCAAGUUUUCAUCCUGCUCUCAUGAAGAGUUUUGUGCCUUGAUUCCUCCUGGCCUGAUUAAAAAGCUGCAGUACCUCGUGCCACGGCUGAGCUUGGAAGCUCGGGGAAUCCUGUGUCAGGAGGCCAACACUGCCCUGAGCUGGACUUCCCUGUCCUGCCCCUCUCUGAAUGACAGGAGAGCCAGCCUGUGCUUAUGGAGGCAAGCACAAUUCCAAGAGCUCCUGAAGGAAAAGGCAUUCCAGCUAUCUUUUAGGGAGUGGCUGCUGAUGGAGCUGGAAGUGUGCCCUGAAAAGGACAUUCUCUCUGCUUCAGAGAGACAGGAUUUCCAUUACUGGGCCAUCUAUCAGAGGUACCUUCCUGCACCUUCUGCUGCUGGUGGCUGUGAUGGAGACCUGGAGAAGGCGUGUGGAGUCAUCAUCAACGCCAUCCUGGAUUCCUCACAGAGGCUGGACCUGGGUGGCUGUGGCCAGUCGAAGAUGUCAGUCAGCCCCGAGAUUCUCUGCAGGCUGCAGGAGCUGGUGCUGGAGCUGAGGUGCAGGCCAAAGCUGUUUCCUGGAUGCUCACCUGCCCGCAGACACGUGGUGCUUGAGGUUCUCCAGGGAAGGCUGAGGGGCAGGCAGCACGGAUCUGCUCUGGGAGAGCAGCUGUGGAGGCAGCAGGAGCUGCUGCUGCACAGGAGGAUUCUGGUCGGGCUCCCUGCAUCCGCCCUGGUCACCACGUGUUGGAGAGGGAACAAAACAGUGUUGGACUGUGACAGCUUCUUUUGUUUUGUGAACUCUGAGCUGAAGAACGUCUGUUCCAGGGGGUAUGCACUCUCCUACGACAUCACAGCUCACUUCUUCAGGGGGCUGCUGAAUGCCAGCCUGGACUGUGAGGAUGCAGCAGAAGGGGUCAGCGAGGCUCUGACAACGUGUCAAACCCAGUGUCCCGUGGUGCUCCUCUCUGCAGCGUUUUGGUGGCCAAGGCUGGAGCCAGGACUUUGCUGUCAGUGGAAGAGACUCUUUGGGGCUCCACUUGCACAAGAGCUGGACAGACUGAGGGGCUGGCAUGGCUCAAGUACCAGGUUCCUCUGUUCAGGGGCAGCUUUCCCUGUCUCUGACCCUCCUUGGCUCUCAGCUGCCUUCCUCCACGGUGCCAUCCUGCAGCAGUCACCACGAGGACGAGGGAGACAGGCACUGGAGAGGCUGGGGACCGACGCAGAGCAGCUCCUCGUUGCUCUGCUGUUCUUCUCACUCCUGGAUCUCAUCUCAGCCAGAAUAGCACCAAAGCAGGAAGGAGUGGAUUUUCAGACGUCUCUGGAAUGGUCCCUGGAGAUCCUGCAGUGCCUGGAAGAGAGGGGCACAUCCUGGCCACUUCUCUUCCAUUCAGCAGAGAGAGACCCUGGGCAGUGCCGUGUCCUGCGCAGCGCGGCCUCGGACCGGCACACCCGGCUCCUGCCCCUGGCGUUCUGCAGCCUCACACCCUGCUUCCAGCGGGAGCUGCUCCAGCGGGAGCCCACCUUCCUCAGCGUGGCACUCCAGAUGUACAUCCAGCUGCUCCAGCUCUUUGUGGAAGGGCAAGUCCUGUCACAGUCUGAUCAAGACCUCACAGAGCAUGAUCCCUUGGAGCUGAUCUCUGCAGCCCGGCGGUUCCUGCUGGGAGCCAUCCCACACUGCCCUGCCCAGAGCUUUGGGAGCACACAGCCGCUCCUGAGCGCCUGUGAAGGACUCGACCCAGAGCUGGCAGCCACCCUUCUGCACUUCUCACGGCCUGCUGUGGACAUGGAGCUGGAGGAAGAGCUGGAACUGUUCUGAGCAAUGGACUCAGCCCAACACCUCAAUUC
Molecule: messenger RNA, 4425 nt
Organism: Poecile atricapillus (Black-capped chickadee)
Lineage: Eukaryota; Metazoa; Chordata; Aves; Passeriformes; Paridae
Gene: FANCA
Product: FA complementation group A
Exons: 42
Coding region: 14-4396 (1460 amino acids)
Biological process (GO): interstrand cross-link repair; regulation of regulatory T cell differentiation
Cellular component (GO): Fanconi anaemia nuclear complex
Source: RefSeq, a predicted model, not a curated record